Molecule: messenger RNA, 897 nt
Organism: Letharia columbiana
Lineage: Eukaryota; Fungi; Ascomycota; Lecanoromycetes; Lecanorales; Parmeliaceae
Exons: 4
Coding region: 1-897 (298 amino acids)
Source: RefSeq, a predicted model, not a curated record
AUGGCUGCAAAGAAAAUUCUUGUCGUCUUUGGUGCCACCGGCAACCAAGGCGGUUCUGUUAUCAAAUCCAUCCUGAGCGACCCCAAGACCGCCGGCGAGUUCAAGAUUCGCGCCAUCACUCGCGACCCAUCAAAGCCCAAUGCGCAAGCUUUGACAGCCAAGGGCGCUCAUGCCGUCUUCGCCGUGACCAAUUAUUGGGAGAAGAUGGAUGCCGAGCUGGAGAUGAAACAGGGUCGGAACAUCGGGAACCUCGCAAAGGAGUGCGGCGUGCAACAUCUGAUCUGGUCGUCGCUCUACGACGUCGCCAAGCUGACAGGCGGCAAGUUCCCCAACGUGGAGCACUUCGAUUCCAAGGCCGCUGUAGAGCAACACAUCCGCGACAUUGGCGUUCCGGCCACUUUCCUCAUGCCAGGCUUCUUUAUGUCGAACAUCCCUGGUGGUGCUUUCCGUCAACUCCCGCCAUCAAACCACUGGACCUUAGCACUACCUAUGCCUGCCGAUACACCAAUCCCAUGCUUCGAUGCUGGUAGUGACACGGGCAAAUUCGUCAAAGGGAUACUCACACAUCGCGAGAAGGUACUCGGAAAGAGAGUCCUCGCUGCGACGGAUUAUAGCACUCCCUCGGAUGCCAUAAAUAUCUUCAAGGAGUUGUUCCCCAAGGCUGGCGAAAGCGCGAAAUUCGUGCAGAUGUCCAAGGACGACUAUAAGGGCGCCCUCGCUCAUGCUGGUAUGCCGGAGAAGGUUCAGCAAGAGCUUUAUGAGAAUAUGGCUUUCAUGAACGAAUACGGAUACUAUGGGAAAUCCAGUCUGGCUGAAAGCCAUGAGAUCUUGGAUGAGAAACUUACAACGCUGAAGGAAUUCUUUGCUGGAGCCAAGGCCUUUGAGGGUCUCGAGUAG